Messenger RNA from Sapajus apella (tufted capuchin), 4925 nucleotides. RefSeq names its product protocadherin beta-15-like. Gene Ontology annotation, biological process: homophilic cell-cell adhesion. The record is from RefSeq and is a predicted model, not a curated record. Lineage: Eukaryota; Metazoa; Chordata; Mammalia; Primates; Cebidae. The annotation marks the transcript as partial. The transcript has a single exon. Gene Ontology annotation, molecular function: calcium ion binding. Gene Ontology annotation, cellular component: plasma membrane.
GGGACCCUGUCCCAGAGCUACCAGUACGAGGUGUGUCUGUCUGGAGGUUCCGAGACAAAUGAGUUCAAGUUUCUGAAGCCAAUCAUUCCCAAUCUGGUGCCCCGGGGAGGCGAAAUGGAGAAAGCCCCGCCUUUCUGAAUGGCAUGGAAUUCAAUUAGGGGUUUGAUUAUGAUGCAGAACUUUUAGAAUGAGUGUAUUUCUUUGAAAUCUUAUUCAUUGUUAGGUAGUUUUUCAUUUUGGGUAACUUCAUUUUACUCAAGAGUUUUCACUAAAGAAUUUAAGUCUAUUUUUUGUUGUUUUUAUUAACUGUGAAAAAAUUGAGAGAGCUGGAAUUUGCUUAGUCUUUCUUCUCAAAUGCAACCUCAAAUAAUAUAUUCACAUAAUUCACAUACACAUUAUUUUUCCUUCAAGUUUAAUUGCACACUGGGCUCAUUCACAUUUCUGGGUGUUCUGACUGUGGAUCCUCUAACCAAAGCAGUUUUUAUAUGAUUGAGAAUAUUAUUACAGACAUAAUAUGAAUCAAAACAUAAUUGCUUGUUAUCUGGUUAGGUUGGUUUUUAAAAUGUUAUCUAGUUUAAGUUUUUCUUUUUAAAAAAUCUAUAAUCUUUACAUUCUACUUUUCUGGCAAACAUUGCAGAAAAUUUUUCCUGUACUUAGGGGUUUUUCCCCCCCAUAUAUAUAUAUACAGCUCAUGCUCCUUUCUUGUCUGAGAACUUCUCUAUACUACCCAAGAGAAGUGAUCACUAGUGUGAUGCUUAUUCCAUUGUAGGCCUUCUUUUCUCUCUUCUUCUUCUUCUUUUCUUCUUCUUUCUUUUUUGUUUGCUUGUUUUAAAGAGAUGGGGUCUUGCCAAGUCACACGGGCUGGUCAUGGACUCCUGGGCUCCAGUGAUCCUACCACCUCAGCUUCCCAAAGUGUUGGGAUUAUAGGCAUGAGCCCUGAUCAUUUUUUAUUGAUCCCGUGAUAGAUUCUUGAUUUCAGCUAGAAUAGCAACAUUCUCCAAACUUCUAAAUUUGUGAUUGAGAUAUAAUUCAACACUUUUUCUUCUUGAAUAAGUGUUGAGCAUAGGCUGAGGUAGCCAUGUUUAUACUUGUGUAACUGGAAGCUGAGAAUGGUUUCUAGAUAGAAAGAAAAAGGAGAGAAAAUGGAAGGAAAGAGUAAAAGUGAAAGGAGGAGGCAGAUACCUAGGAAACAGUAGAGACUAAGAUAGCUACUUAGUUCUAGACCUGUCCACCUAAGUCCAGUUCCAACUAAGUCCCCGGUGUCUAAUUGCUCUUGGGUUCAGACUCCAUUGCUAAUAGCAAAAUUCUUUUGUUUAACCUGUCUUGAACGGGAAUUCUUGAAAUUAAGAGACUUGAAAGGUAUGUACAACCUUGAGUACUCAAUUAGACUAUGUACCGUGAAACCCCGGUCUUUUACUGCAUGCUUCUAAUAUUAACUUAAUGAAUGAAAUGCAGGAUGUACAAGCUUAGAGAUAACAAUUCUAUAUGAGAGGCUUAUGUAACAAAAUUUAAAUUUGUAAAUAAUUUAUCAGGUUUUCAACAGAUAAAUGCUACAAAGGACUUUAUGAAAUGUCUCAUUAACUUAAGUCUCCCUCCAUUAUUUUAUGUGUCCCAGGAUUACUUUUUAAAUAAUAUUUUUAGUUUAAAAAUAAUAAUAACACUGAAAUUGUUAUGGGUUGGGUGUCUGUACCUUUUCUCAGGAUCCUCAUACCCUCCUUAGCAGACUCUUUCUUUUAAAAAUUAUUUGCUGAGUUCAGUGUGAACAGAAUUAUUUUUGUCAUAUAAUAUAAAAUAUUUUGACUCCAUAAAUAGUCCCAAUUUAUAGAACAUACGGUUUGAUUCAUGAUUUCAGUUAUAGAAAUAAAUAUUAUUUGAUUGAUAUACUCUACUGCUAGAAAGCCUAAUGAAAAAAUUUAAGUUUCUGCCAAGCCUAGGAGCUAAGAUCUAAGAAAGAGGAAAAUGUAUCCAAGAGAUGAAAGAUGGGAAAGAAAAACUAACUUUGAUCCAUUAGGUUACUGACAUAGGUACAAGCUUCUAUCCCAGUAAUAUUCAAAACUGCAUAUACAUUCAGGACACAUUUUCUUGGACAUGUGAAUUCAUAAUAAUGAAUUUGGACCCGUGACCAAUAUAUUUCUGUAAGGAAAAUUGUCCAUCAGAUUUUGACUGUGACUGGCAUGUUCCCAUAUUUUGAAAGUUUAAUCAACUUUGUAUAGAAGGAAACAUUCUAAAAUAGAAUGUUGAUUUGAGUGAUUUAUACCUUAAGAGAAUUAAACCAAUAUGAAACACAAAAUUCUUAUUUGGUUCAUCUUUAGUUUUCACAGUUAGCUAGGUAAUUAGAAUGCCAGAACGCAUAGUAGUGUCUAUUAUUUAAACAUUGUGAGUAAAACAUUGUCUAAAGUUGGUGCAGUUGGGAAGACCCCAAGUUGUUUUCCUUUUCCUUAGAAGUAAGAGAAUUUCAGUUCCAUGCUAGCAUGUCAGGAUUCCAAGGAAUCCACAAGAGAUAUGUGAUUGUUUACUAAAAAUGAGUUGAGAUCUUCUCUAGUUGGGAAUAAGCUUAACCAGCUAUUUCAGGUGAACUGAUUUUCUUCUGCAUUUUACUUUUUACUUUAACUUCAGCCAUUAUAUCAGUGAUCUUGGCUGUCUCCCUCUUCAAAAUCUCAGUGACUGACUCUCAGCUUCAACAUGUGUGUAUCUCAGUAUUAACAAUAGAUGGUGAUGCUCUUUAUGAAUUAUUUUAGAUAAUGUAACAAGGCAACAUAACAAGCUCACAGUUCUUAGACAAUAUUCACAAAUAAGUUAUCCACAACUCCUUAAGCUACCUAUUGAGUUUGCAUAAUAAACUAGCUUUAGCUAGUACAUCGCUUAAGUUCAUACUCCUGAAAUGUGAGAAUGAAUCUCUCCAUCUACUCUGCUAGCAGUGAGUUAAGAGUUUAAUGGGAUAUAUACUUUUUUUAGGAAUAGGCUGAUAACUACACACCUUUUUCUGCUUAAUUUCCCCAGAGCCUCCACUAUACAACAUAGAAGACAUUAUAUUGUAAGCUCCAUGAGGACAUACAAGGGAUUUGUAUCCUCAGUACUUAGUACAGUGACUGGCGCAUAAUCUGAAAUCAUAAGUAUUUGUUGAAUAAACAAAUUUCAUUAACUUUGCACUUGCAUCAUUUCCCAAAGGGUCAGGUACCACUUCCACAUUCAUAAUCUCACAAGAUAGUAGAAGGCAGAAUUUUAAUUUAUAAGCCACCCCGUAUAUAUAAUCCAUGAUUUUUGCACAACUCUGAGGAAGUAGAAUACAUGUUUUGUGAAAUACUUAGAAAACUAGGUUUAAGUACAACACAUGGUGGCGCUGUAAGCUAAGGCUGCGGGAAAACAGGCUUGCAGAUGGUUACGUCUCUGGUUACAAUUCAGACUGUCACAUAUAGAUCUGUCAAAGAGAAGAGACUUUCUUAACCGAAAAUUGCCGUUGCGGCAAGGAUUGAUUCCCAGAGCCGAUUGCCUACCGACACAGCACAAGAAUCCGGACUCUGAAGGCUGUUGGUGUUGGAGAAAUGGAAGCUGAAAAGGAGCACUUUCCUAGACUAAGGCAAGUUCUGCUUCUCUUUGUUAUGCUGUCUCAGACUUGCGCGGAGCGGAACGUUUAUACUGUAGCAGAAGAAACAGAAAGCGGUUCUUUUGUGGCCAAUCUAGCAAAGGACCUAGGGCUAGGAGUAAGAGAAAUAUUCCAGCGGAGGGCUCGGGUUAUUUUUAAUAACAACAAAAAAUAUUUUCAGCUAAACCUUCAGACCGCAGACCUUCAAGUAAAUGAGAAACUGGAUCGGGAAGAAAUGUGUGGCACCACUGAGCCUUGUGUGCUGCAAUUCCAGGUGUUACUGGAAGAACCUUUGGAGAUAUAUAGGUUUAAACUUCUGGUCAGUGACAUAAAUGACAAUUCCCCUGUGUUCCCAGAAGGAGAAAUGAUUUUGAAAAUCAUGGAAAAUACUCCUCCAGGAACUGUAUUUCCUCUGAUAAAUGCACAAGAUUUGGAUGUGGGCAUCAAUAACAUUCAAAACUACAUCAUCUACCCCAACUCCCAUGUCCACGUUCUCACCCAAAAUGGCAGUGAAGGCAGAAAAUACCCAGAGCUGGUUCUGGACAAAGCCCUGGAUCGGGAGGAGCAGGCUGAGCUCAGGUUAACUCUCAUGGCAGUAGAUGGUGGGGCCCCUCCCAGAACUGGGACUGCUCUGGUCCUCGUUGAAAUCUUGGACAUCAAUGACAAUGCACCUGAGUUUGUGCAGCCACUCUAUCAGGUGGAGAUCUCAGAAGACAGUCCCCUGGAAUCCCUUGUUGCCACUGUUUCCGCUAGAGAUUUAGACAUGGGAAUUAAUGGUGAAAUAUUCUACUCAUUUUUUUAUGGUGAUGAAGAGAUUUCCAAGACAUUUGCACUUAAUGAACGAACGGGAGAAAUUAAAAUAAUCAGAAAAUUAGAUUUUGAAAAAAUUGUGGCAUAUGAGGUAGAUAUUAAAGCCUCUGAUAGGGCAGGUCUUUCUGGAAAAUGCACUGUCAAAAUACAUGUGGUAGAUAUCAACGAUAACGCACCAGAACUGACGAUGGCUUCAUUCAGAAGCCCCAUCCCUGAAAAUUCUCCCGAGACCACGGUAGCUCUUUUCAGCAUUCAAGACCGAGAUUCUGGGGAAAAUGGAAGAAUAGUUUGCUCAAUUCAAAAUGGUGUUCCAUUCAUACUGAAACCUUCCGUUGAGAAUUUCUACAGGUUGUUAACAGAAGGACCACUGGACAGAGAGAUUAGAGCCAAGUACAACAUCACCAUCACAGCCACGGACCUGGGGACACCCAGGCUGAAAACCGAGUACAACAUAACCGUGCUGAUCUCCGACGUCAACGACAACGCCCCAGCCUUCACACAGACCUCCUACACCCUCUUCGUCCGCGAGAAC